Molecule: messenger RNA, 807 nt
Organism: Miscanthus lutarioriparius
Lineage: Eukaryota; Viridiplantae; Streptophyta; Magnoliopsida; Poales; Poaceae
Source: the annotation of a GenBank genome assembly
AUGUCGGCUGACACCGACAGAUGUGCAUUGCUAGCAGUAGCAGCAGCAGUUUCAUUCGACUGUACUACACAAGGCCAUCUGACACCUGAUCUGAUGUCGUCCGAUCCCCCAGCGGUGGUGGGCACGGGCUUCCUGGCGCGUGACCUGACGGUGGAGAACGCGGCGGGUCCAAGCAAGCACCAAGCCGUGGCGCUGAGCGUGAACGCCGACCUCGCCGCCUUCUACCGCUGCAGCUUCGCGGGGUACCAGGACACGCUGUACGCGCACUCCCUCCGCCAGUUCUACCGCGACUGCGACGUCUACGGCACCGUCGACUUCGUCUUCGGCGACGCCGCCGCCGUGCUGCAGGGCUGCAGCCUCUACGCGCGCCGCCCGGGUCCCGGCCAGAAGAACGUCGUCACGGCGCAGGGGCGGGAGGACCCCAACCAGAACACCGGCAUCGUCGUGCAGGGCGGCAAGGUCGCCGCCGCCGCCGACCUGGUCCCCGUACUCGGGAACGUCUCCUCCUACCUCGGCAGGCCAUGGAAGCAGUACUCGCGCACCGUGUUCGUGCAGACCAAGAUGGAGGCGCUCGUCCACCCGCGAGGCUGGCUCGAGUGGAACGGCACGUUCGCGCUCGACACGCUCUACUACGCCGAGUACAUGAACCGCGGGCCCGGCGCCGACACCUCCGCAAGGGUGGCCUGGCCGGGGUACCACGUGCUCACCAACGCCGCCGACGCCGCCAACUUCACCGUGCUCGACUUCAUCCAGGGAGACCUCUGGCUCAACUCCACCUCCUUCCCCUACACAUUGGGCUUCACCUAG